AUGGUUUUAGCAGAGUUAGGAGAACAGAUCUCUGGCGCCUUGCGCCGUCUCCACACCGCGACGGUGGUAGACGAGCAGGUUGUUCAGGAGUGUGUCAUGGCAGUCUGUCGCGCGCUCCUUCAAGCGGAUGUCCACGUUCGCGUCGUUCAGCAAUUCAAAGCCUCGGUGACUGCCGGGAUCAACAAUCGUCUCCUCUCGCACUCCCAGGCCGCUUCCUCCUCCUCUUCUUCUUCUGCUUCUUCUCAAAAAGCUUCUUCCACUGCUGGGAAAGGCAGCGCCGCUCCAAGCCCAGCGACCGGCUCAGGCGGCACAGGACCGGCUGUCAAGUUCGAUGUCGCCACCGGCGCAACCACGGAGGCGAGCGGGGUUGGGGCAAACAAAGACACCUUUCAGGAAAUCAACACACGCGCUGCGGCCGUCGGCGUCAAUUCCAGAAAAAUCAUACAAAAGUGUGUCAUUUCGGAGAUCGUGGCGAUGUUGACGCCCGCGCGGCAGCCUUACGUGCCGCGGAAGGGCGCGACGAACGUGAUUAUGUUUGUCGGUUUGCAAGGAAGUGGAAAAACGACAACGUGCACCAAGUUUGCGCACUACUACCAGCGAAAAGGCUGGCGCGUGGCGCUCGUCUGUGCCGACACCUUUCGAGCAGGCGCUUUCGAUCAGCUGAAGCAGAACGCGACAAAGGUUCGGAUCCCCUUCUAUGGAAGCUACACGGAGGCCGAUCCAGUGAAGAUUGCGGAGGAAGGCGUCGAGCAGUUCCGGAAAGAGAAAUACGACAUGAUUAUUGUUGACACGUCUGGUCGGCACAAACAAGAGGCCGCCCUCUUUGACGAAAUGAAGCAAGUUGCGGAGGCCGUUGAUCCCGACGAUGUCGUGUUUGUGAUGGACAGCCACAUUGGACAAGCUUGCUUCGAGCAGGCACAAGCUUUCAGCGAGAGCGUUGACGUCGGAAGCGUCAUCAUCACCAAGCUUGACGGCCACGCAAAGGGUGGAGGCGCACUUUCCGCCGUCGCCGCGACAGGCGCUCCAAUUAUCUUCCUCGGCUCGGGCGAGCACUUUGAUGACUUCGAGGCCUUUGAGGCUAAUUCGUUUGUUUCAAGGCUUCUCGGUCUGGGCGACGUGGGUGGCCUUUUCUCGACGCUGAAGGAGAUGGUCAGCGUGGAGAAACAGCAAGAGUUGAUGGACCGCUUGAGCAAAGGCAGAUUCACGCUCGAAGAUAUGGGGGAGCAGUUCCGCAACGUCCUCAAAAUGGGACCUAUCAGCAAGGUGAUCAGCAUGGUUCCUGGCAUCGGGAGCAACUUGAUUUCAAAGAACCAGGAGCAAGCAGGGGUUAUGCGAAUCAAGCGUUUUCUGUGCAUCAUGGAUUCGAUGACCGAUGAAGAGUUGAAGUGCGACAAACAGUUCACAGACUCUCGCAUCCUCCGAGUUGCACAGGGCUCCGGCACGUCCCUGGAGGAAGUUAAAAUUCUUCUUGAUCAACACAAACAAUUCAGCAAGAUGGUCGGUAAGAUGGGGAAAAUCGGCUUAACAAAGGAGAGCGCGUUGCAGAACAUGAUGCGGAAUCCUCAGCAGAUGAUGAGCAAAGUUCAAAACAUGCUGGACCCGCGGAUCCUCAAACAAAUGGGCGGCGCUGGGAAUAUGGUGAAUCUUCUUCGGGAGCUCCAGUCCAAGGAAGGCAUGGAAGACAUGCAGGAAAUGAUGAAGCAAAUGGGCAUGGGAGGAGCCUUCCGAGGCUUCGGCGGCGGCCGACGCUAG
Messenger RNA from Neospora caninum, 1752 nucleotides. Its product is annotated as Signal recognition particle GTPase, related. Lineage: Eukaryota; Apicomplexa; Conoidasida; Eucoccidiorida; Sarcocystidae. The record is from RefSeq and is a predicted model, not a curated record. Gene Ontology annotation, cellular component: cytosol; signal recognition particle, endoplasmic reticulum targeting. Gene Ontology annotation, biological process: SRP-dependent cotranslational protein targeting to membrane; SRP-dependent cotranslational protein targeting to membrane, translocation. The transcript is spliced from 12 exons. Bases 1 to 1752 code for a protein of 583 amino acids. Gene Ontology annotation, molecular function: 7S RNA binding; endoplasmic reticulum signal sequence receptor activity; ATP hydrolysis activity.